Penicillium angulare is the source of this 1221-nucleotide messenger RNA. RefSeq names its product agmatine deiminase family protein. Gene Ontology annotation, biological process: putrescine biosynthetic process. Gene Ontology annotation, molecular function: protein-arginine deiminase activity; agmatine deiminase activity. The transcript has a single exon. The record is from RefSeq and is a predicted model, not a curated record. Lineage: Eukaryota; Fungi; Ascomycota; Eurotiomycetes; Eurotiales; Aspergillaceae. The coding region runs from base 1 to 1221 and encodes 406 amino acids.
AUGGGACCCUUCAAGAAGCUGCGCAAAACCGUUCACAAAAUAAUCGAUUCGAGAUCAAACUCGAAGCAAGUACAUCUCGUCUCCGAGGAACAACUUCACAGUGAAAUCCAGCAAGGGCGAUACGUUUUUCCAGCGGAGAGUGACCAUCACGAAGCAACAAUUCUUGGAUUUCCCUCUCGAACUUCUCUUCCUCCUGAAAAAUACGACGCAGUAUGUGUCGAGCUGGCCGAGCUAGCUGUUGCGAUUGCAGAGUUCGAGCCAGUUCGACUUUACGUGCGCCCUGGCGAUAAAUCGUUAUUGGAGACGUUGCUCAGCAACACUACCAAGGACAUCUCACGCGUGACCAUUAUCACUUGUCCGAUUAAUCACUGCUGGGUCCGCGACACGGGUCCACUCUACGUCCGUGACGCGACUGGAAGAUUUCCCGACCGACGCUUCGCCAUAGACUUUCGAUUUAACGAAUGGGGUGGCAAGAAACCCGAAACUAACGGUCUGUUCUGGGGUCAGCGAUGGCCACCAUUGGAUGAUAAGGACCUGCAAGAGAACACAGAUUUCGCCCGUUGGGUCAUCGAUCACGAUCAUGAGCCAUCGCCUGUGACAAGGAUUGAAUCACCGAUCCGAGCCGAGGGUGGUGCUUUUGUUACGGAUGGUGACGGCACACUUUUAAUGACAGAGAGCAGCAUAUUUUGCGACGUGCGAAACCCGGGCAUGUCAAAGGCUAGAAUCGAAAGUGAGCUGAAGCGGUUAUUGGGCGUCGAUAAGGUUAUCUGGUUUCCUGGUCGGCGUAACGCCGACAUUACGGACGUGCAUAUUGAUGCUGAGGCUCGCUUUAUUCGACCUGGCGUGGUUUUAUUCUCAAAACCUCAUGAUAUAGCUCCUGAUCUUUGGAAAGAGAUUUCCGCUGAGAUAUGGGAGGGUUUAAUUCACCAAAAAGAUGCUAAGGGUCGGUCCUUGGAGAUUUAUACUAUUCAAGAACCGGAUCCUCGGGGGCUAACUAAGACCGAUGAUGAGGAGUUGGCGGCUAGCUAUGUGAACUUUUAUUUUGUGAAUGGUGGGCUCAUUAUUCCUAAGUUUGGAGAUGAGGAGAGAGAUCAGCAAGCUUUGGAAAUAUUAUCAUCGCUAAUGCCCGAUCGAGUAAUCCGACAGGUGUAUGCGAAUGCGAUUCCUUUGAUGGGGGGAGUGUUACACUGCGUCACGCAGCAAGUUCCUACCUUGAAAUAA